AAGUUCAUUGCGUUCUUUUGUACUGUCCUUUAAGUAACGUAGGUUUCAUUCGUAGUGGACGUGCUUUACUGUGCUGGAGUUGUGUGUUAUUUUCUCAUGUCCCGCGUUCAUUAAAUUUUAGUAUUGUUUCGUGUGCAUAAUUAAAAAAGAAAAUCUACAAAUAUGAAAGUUUGGACGUCCUAUCACAUCUUUGAGCAUCCAUGGGACACUGUAGUACAAGCUGCUUAUCGAAAAUAUCCAAAUCCAUUGAAUCCCUCCGUUUUGGGGACGGAUGUCAUCGAGAGACAUGUUGAUAAAGGAAUUCUAUAUUCACAUAGAUUGGUUACAACUGAAUGGCGUUUACCACGGUGGGUUGCUUCGUUCUUCGGCAAUGGACCGUGCUACGGCAGCGAAUGGAGCGAGGUGAACCCGCAGACCAAGGAGAUGGUGGUCAAAACCGUAAACUUGAGUUUGGGCACGCAUAUCUCGGUUGGCGAGGAAGUUCGAUACACGUCGGACCCAGAAGACCCCAACAAAACUCUGUUAACGCAGCAGGCUGUCGUUUCCAUCAAAGGUAUACCUCUAAUCGAUCAAAUGGAGAGGCUACUCACGAAAACUAUUGAACAGAACGCGAAGAAGGGGCGCAUGGCGAUCGAAUGGGUCAUCGAGAGAAUCCAGGCGGACAUGAAAGAUAUCACGACCCUGACGAAACGCGGCAUGGACGAUCUGCAGUCCGCGGCAAAGAAAUCGUUGGACGAUAUUCAGAGUAUACCUAACCUCACGCCGCCGCCGCAAUCCAUUCCAAAAUUAUAGCUAAUGUUUCACGUCAGCUUCGAUCUCUUUACCUAAACGCCGCGUAGUAAACUUCCAUGGAACGAUUAGAUACCUGCUAAUAAACCUGGGAUUCACUGAGCAUCCACGAAACACGAUAGGAAAUCGGAUAUCACGCUUCCAACGACCGUGCCAUUCUCAUGCUAUUUCCUCGAAACAUCCCGAUUGUAUUUGGCCGGACCAUUUUGUCAACCGAUGGAAGGAGCGCGGAUGUUUGUCCGGGUCUUUCGUUCAAAUAUUCGAUGCAUCCCUCCGUGAAUAUAUAUGUAUCCGCCGCAGGAAGCGAUCAAAUGCGCAACAUUUUCGAAUCGAUCGAACCGACUGAGAUGCGCCAAAGUAACGAGCGGACCAGCGAAAGUACAAACACGUGCUCUGAUACGAGUAAAAAGGAAACAAGGAAGAACAGGAGAAGAAGAGAGUGAAUACUCGUUCGACGAAAAAGGAAAAAGAGAUAUUGCGAUCGUUCCGUAGAAGCAGCUUUAGUGAAAGAGAUGCGUAGCUGCCGGCGAGCAAUUAACAUGAUCUAGGUGAUUUUCGAAGGCACCGCGUUUACUCAACGACUGGGCAAACGUUACGAUAAGAGAACCUGCGAAUCUGAACUGGCACAGUAUUUGUAUGACGAUACGUGUACGUCGCCCCUCUCUGCUAGAUUCAACAACCGAGAGCUCGGCACUCUGGGCCCUGCACGUCUAUUUGUACGCUACACCUAUCGAAUAACCGAACGCACUCAAGAAAUCAAGCAUCUUUUCGAUCCACAUCUUCAUUGUUUUCGUCACCCGUCUGUUCUAUCACGCUUAACGUUUCUCUCUUCUCGCGUCACGAGUCGAGACUUCGCGUUUCCUCGUGGCUGACGAACGGAGGACCAUUUAUUAACGUUAGUGAACAAUAACCGUAGUGAAUUAAAUGUGACAUAACCCGUGGAAUGAGAUUAUACACAAAGGAAAUCGAGACAAUAUAUUAGAAGACACCUGCUAGAGUAUCUUUUGUAAUGAUGUUCGGGUAUUGGACUCGGCCGACGGCUUGGUCCAUCCGCUUGGGUGCUGGUCAAAUUUGUAAAUAAAAACGAUACCAUAGAA
Messenger RNA from Nomia melanderi (Alkali bee), 1886 nucleotides. RefSeq names its product PRELI domain containing slowmo (gene slmo). The record is from RefSeq and is a predicted model, not a curated record. Gene Ontology annotation, cellular component: mitochondrial intermembrane space. Lineage: Eukaryota; Metazoa; Arthropoda; Insecta; Hymenoptera; Halictidae.